ACAGAAAGAGGUAGAGGAGAGGAGAGCAAAAUAGUUGUUUUCUAUCUCCGUGUGGCUCACACUGAGAGUUGUCUCACCAAAAGAGCGGGAAUAUUUUAUUUAUUUUUCUUCUGUUCAUGUUAUCACCACUGAUCAUACAGAAUAAAAACCUUGUUAAACUGGGGUUUUCUUCAAUCUGAACUCAACUGUAAAACAGAUUUAAUCUCAGACUGAUUCUUCUUGUGGGACUAGUUUUAUUAGGAUCCUACUAGUUGUCAUAAUACCAGUCUGUCUCUGAGAUGGGGUCCAGAACUCUUCUACUUGUUCUGGGUCUUCAUUUCACUCUUCUGGGGAACCUAGAGGCCAUAGAUUGCGACCCGGGCUUCACAGCCAAAGGGAGACAAUGUGAUGAUAUAGAUGAGUGUAAAGAGUGGGACAGUACCCCACCCUGUGGAAGUAAUGCCACAUGUUACAACACACAUGGGAGCUUCUACUGUCAGUGUCUACCUGGGUUCAAAUCCACAACGACUGUCAACUUUACUGCUCUCACUGGGGAGUGUAACGAUCUCAAUGAGUGCCAGAAGACACCACAGGUUUGUGGCAGCAACGCUUCUUGCCUCAACACCAUCGGGAGCUACAAAUGCCAGUGUCAACCUGGGUUCAGAUCCACAACGCCUGUCAACUAUACUGCUCUCAUUGGGGAGUGUAAGGACAUGGAUGAGUGUAAGAAGCAGACUGCUGAUUGCCCCAACAACUUACCAUGUGUGAACACCCCAGGGUCCUACGCCUGCAUCUGCCAGUCUGGGUACAAACUAACAGAGAGCAGGUGUGAGGACAUAGAUGAGUGUAAUGUAACUGCUGGUAUCUGUGGAGAGGGAGGGACCUGUCAGAACCAGGAAGGAAGCUACAGUUGCCUCUGUCUACCUGGAUACAGUAAUUAUGGCAACAAACAGGCGAGGUGCUCAGUACUGACAUGUGACCAGUUUAAAGGGGAUGAGACUCCUGGACAGAAUGUCCCAGGUUUAGCUGGUCUCCUGUCUCUGAUGAGGAACAGCUGUCUGGCGUUAAGUAACUCUGGGGAAGCAGCUGGAGGGAGACUGACUGGAGAGAUGUUACUGGAGAAUGUCUUCACGCAGAUAGAUAGUUUCCUGUCUCAAUGUAUCCUAAGCAACAGCCGUGAGGUGAGUAGGUUGCUCGGCGCUGUGGAGGACGCCAUGAAGCUCAUAGCGCCGCAGCUCAGAAACAACCACACCACCAUGGGAACAGACCGCGCAGAGGCUGAGAUUGCAGUGAGGAGGGGACAGACUCCGCCCAUUGGGCCAAUCAGCCUGGCCAAUGACAACGCUAGACUGGACACCAGCUGGGAGACAGCCACCGGCAACGGGACGUACCCAGGUUUCUCUCUGGCUGGGUUGGUGUGUUACAAGACAGUGGAGAGAUAUGUCAACGACUCCUUCCAGUACCUCACAGACACAGACACAGACACAGACACAGACACAGAAACAGACACAGACACAGACACAGACACAGACACAGCAACCGCCACGGCAUCAAAGCCUAACUUCCAGAUCAGUUCCAAGGUGGUAACAGCUUUUGUCAGUAACCCAGCAACAGACCAACUCACCCAGCCUGUCAUCCUCACCUUCAAACAUCUACAGGUGAGGGCAGAGUCAUCAGAAAUGAACUAUACCUGUGUGUUCUGGCGUGUCCAUGAAGAGGGAGGGGCGUGGUCAAGUCAUGGCUGUACCAAAGUCACGUCUAACGCUACACACACCGUGUGUUCCUGUUCCCACCUUAGCAGCUUUGCUGUUCUCAUGGCCCUCUACCCUGUAAAGGAUACAUUUGAGCUGCGUCUGUUGACGUGGCUGGGUCUGUCGGUGUCUGUGGUGUGUCUGUUGCUGUGCAUCCUGACAUUCUGGCUGUGUCGGUCCAUCCAGGGGACACGCACCACCAUCCACCUCCACCUCUGUGUCUGCCUCUUCAUCGCUGACCUCGUCUUCCUCAGCGGUAUCUCUCACACACAGAGCAAGGGAGGAUGUGGGUUUGUAGCAGGUCUCCUCCACCUAUUCUUCCUAGGAUCCUUCAGUUGGAUGUUGUUAGAGGGGGUUCAGCUUUACCUCAUGGUGGUCCUGGUCUUCAACACAACCAUAAGACCUCUGUACCUGCAUGCUGUGGGAUAUGGACUGCCACUGACUAUAGUCAUCAUCUCUGCUAUCACCUACCCAGAUGGAUAUGGUACCACACAACACUGUUGGUUGUCUCUGGAGAGAGGAUUCAUCUGGAGUUUCUUCGGCCCAGUGUGCACCAUCAUCUUCCUCAACGCAUUCAUCUUCAUCAUCACUGUCUGGAGGCUGGCCCAGAAGUUCUCUAGUCUCAACCCUGACCUCUCCAACCUACACAAGAUCAAGGUGUUCACAGUGACAGCAGUGGCCCAGCUGUGUGUGUUGGGUACUAUGUGGAUAUUUGGAGUGUUCCAGUUCCAAGAGGAGGGGACAGUGGUCAUGACAUAUCUCUUCACUAUCCUCAACUCUCUACAGGGAGCACUGCUGUUCAUCAUGCACUGCCUACUGAACAAAACGGUUAGAGAGGAGUAUUGCAAGCUGCUGUCCUGUAUCUGCACACCACAGAAGAAGAGACUCAGAUUUCAGCACUAACAACCCUUCCUCCAGCCAAU
Molecule: messenger RNA, 2653 nt
Organism: Oncorhynchus nerka (sockeye salmon)
Lineage: Eukaryota; Metazoa; Chordata; Actinopteri; Salmoniformes; Salmonidae
Product: adhesion G protein-coupled receptor E1-like
Exons: 17
Coding region: 279-2633 (784 amino acids)
Biological process (GO): adenylate cyclase-activating G protein-coupled receptor signaling pathway; cell surface receptor signaling pathway
Cellular component (GO): plasma membrane
Molecular function (GO): G protein-coupled receptor activity; calcium ion binding
Source: RefSeq, a predicted model, not a curated record